Pseudonaja textilis is the source of this 594-nucleotide messenger RNA. NCBI's taxonomy places the organism in Eukaryota, Metazoa, Chordata, Lepidosauria, Squamata, Elapidae. The record is from RefSeq and is a predicted model, not a curated record.
AUGGGUGAUGGUUGUCAGAGAGUGGCUAUUUGCAAAAAUGCUGCGAUCAAAGCCAAGAUCCGUGAAGCCUUCAAAGUCUUUGACCGAGAUGGCAACGGCUUUAUCUCCAAGCAAGAGCUUGGGACCGCCAUGAGAUCUCUCGGCUACAUGCCCAAUGAGGUGGAAUUGGAAGUCAUCAUCCAGAGGCUGGAUAUGGACGGCGAUGGGCAAGUGGACUUUGAAGAGUUUGUGACGUUACUUGGACCCAAACUCUCCACAUCUGGCAUCCCCGAGAAAUUUCAUGGUGCUGAUUUUGACACCGUGUUCUGGAAGUGCGACAUGCAGAAGCUGACGGUAGAUGAACUGAAACGGCUGCUGUACGACACCUUCUGUGAGCACCUUUCCAUGAAGGACAUUGAAAACAUCAUCAUGACGGAGGAGGAAAGUCACAUGGGGAACGCAGAGGAGUGUCCAGUUGAUGUGGAAACCUGCUCGAACCAACAGAUCAGGCAGACGUGCGUCCGGAAAAGCCUCAUCUGCGCCUUCGCCAUUGCGUUUAUCAUCAGCGUCAUGCUCAUCGCGGCCAACCAGGUUCUGAGAAGCGGGAUGAAAUAA